Messenger RNA from Limanda limanda (common dab), 896 nucleotides. RefSeq names its product protein CutA homolog. The record is from RefSeq and is a predicted model, not a curated record. NCBI's taxonomy places the organism in Eukaryota, Metazoa, Chordata, Actinopteri, Pleuronectiformes, Pleuronectidae. Bases 60 to 530 code for a protein of 156 amino acids. Gene Ontology annotation, biological process: response to metal ion. The transcript has 7 exons. Gene Ontology annotation, molecular function: copper ion binding.
ACAGCCGUCGCGCUUUACGGCAGCCCGUGUGUCCGUCUCCAGCAGCAGACAGAAGGGGAAUGCGUAUUGGGCUGCCCAGUGCAGAGUCCCUUGGAGGUGGAUCCUUUAAAGCUUUAGCUUUGACUUCGCUCCUGAGUGUGUUUAUGUUCCAGCUGCUGAGGACGGUUGGACUCAGGGCGUUCUCCAUGGCUUCUGAGACGUACACGUCAGGCACACACUCUGCUGCUUUCGUCAGCUGUCCCAACGACACCGUAGCUAAAGAUCUGGCCAGGGGGAUUGUGGAGAGGAAACUUGCUGCUUGUGUCAACAUUGUCCCGGCAAUCAAAUCGAUAUACGAAUGGCAGGGGAAGAUCCAGGAGGAUGAUGAGGUGCUGCUGAUGAUAAAGACGAGAAGUUCCAAGGUGCCUGCUCUGGCUGAGUACGUCCGCUCCAACCAUCCCUAUGAAGUGGCCGAGGUCAUCAGCCUGCCGAUCGACCAGGGCAACCCGCCGUACCUCAAGUGGAUCGGAGAGGUCGUUCCUGAAUCCUGAAGGAGCGCAGGCUGGAGGGGAUGGGGGCUCGGGGGGGCGAAUUGAUGGAUGUAAAAUUGAAUCUGAAACAAUGUGAAACACACAUCGAGCGCUACCAUCCAAAUCUGCUCUGGUGUCAUCCGCUGGUUUUCUUUAGAAAUUAAUAGAACUCGGGUUUUCUAAAGUGACAGCAAUGAUGUGAGGUUUCUUUCCCACGGUAUCUUUACCACUAGAGGGCGGCAUUCAUCCCUUGUUUAAACAGUUUCACAUCAAACUGCUUCAGCUUUUCCUUGUUUGACCUGGAAAUGUUGAAAGUGAACAGACAUUUGUUUAAUGUUGUUAUUUCAGUCGCAAUUUUGGAAAAUAAAGCAAAGGAAUUUUUUAUAA